CCCCCUAAGGCUUCUUGUCAGAAUGAAAAUUUAUAAUCUUGCCGUAGAACCAAAAUUCUUAAAAGCUGAUGAAAAAUUAGACCCUAAUGAUCCAUGUAAAUUUAGCCAAGUUCAACCCUGCCCUAAAUGGGUACAUUCUGGCUCAAAUUGGGAUCAACUAGUAUUCAAGCUGACCGGAAUGAUGACCAAGAAUGGUGAACGCGAAACGGCAAGAGCAGCUAUGCGUAAUACUUUUGCAGAAAUUAAAUAUAUUCAACUCACGAAAAGAAAUAAUUCAUCUGCAGAGGAAUAUUCUCAUAUUGAAAUGAAUCCCAUAAAAGUUAUCCGUUCUGCUGUGAAUAAUUGCAUUCCUCUACUUCUCUUGCAUCACGUUCAGCGAGGUGGCGUCUUGUAUAAGGUCCCUGCUCCACCUCAAACUCAAGAUCGAGCCACUCAUGUUGCCAUUAAGAAUAUUAUCACUGCUGCCAAGGAUAAACCUCGGGAUACCCGCAUAUGGGUGUCGUUAGCUAGGGAGAUCAUUUCAGCCUCUGAGAACACCGGGCGGGCUGUUGAAAUGAAAGUAGAUUUGCACAAAGAAUGUGAGGAAAAUAAAGCAUAUGCUUCUUACCGCAAGUGGUAG
Messenger RNA from Protopolystoma xenopodis, 619 nucleotides. The record is from the annotation of a GenBank genome assembly. NCBI's taxonomy places the organism in Eukaryota, Metazoa, Platyhelminthes, Monogenea, Polystomatidea, Polystomatidae.